CAAAGGGCCUGGGCAAAUUCGCCGCCCGGCCUCCUAGCGCUCCGGGGAGGCCGCUGCGCCCGGAGUGGAUCGCGCUGGAGGCGUGCGCCGGGCGAGAAGCCGCGGCCGCCGGAGCGCAGUAUGGGGAAGAACCGCGAGAUGCGCCUGACUCACAUCUGCUGCUGCUGCCUCCUUUACCAGCUGGGGUUUCUGUCGAAUGGGAUCGUUUCAGAGCUGCAGUUCGCCCCCGACCGCGAGGAGUGGGAAGUCGUGUUUCCUGCGCUCUGGCGCCGGGAGCCGGUGGACACGGCUGGCGGCAGCGGGGGUAGCGCGGACCCAGGCUGGUUGCGCGGCGUUGGGGCCGGCGGAAGCGCCCGGGCGCAGGCUCCCGGCAGCUCACGCGAGGUGCGCUCUGUGGCUCCGGUGCCUUUGGAGGAUCCCGUGGAGGGCCGAUCAGAGUCCCGGCUCCGGCCCCCGCCGCCGUCGGAGGGUGAGGAGGACGAGGAACUCGAGUCGCAGGAGCUGCCGCGGGGAUCCAGCGGGGCUGCUGCCUUGUCCCCGGGCGCCCCGGCCUCGUGGCAGCCGCCGCCUCCCCCGCAGCCGCCCCCGUCCCCGCCCCCGGCCCAGCCUGCCGAGCCGGAUGGCGAUGAAGUGUUGCUGCGGAUCCCGGCCUUCUCUCAGGACCUGUACCUGCUGCUCCGGAGAGACGGCCGCUUCCUGGCGCCGCGCUUCGCAGUGGAACAGCGGCCAAAUCCCGGCCCCGGCCCCACGGGGGCAGCAUCCGCCCCGCACCCUCCCGCGCCGCCCGACGCAGGCUGCUUCUACACCGGAGCUGUGCUGCGGCACCCUGGCUCGCUGGCCUCUUUCAGCACCUGUGGAGGUGGCCUGAUGGGAUUUAUACAGCUCAAUGAGGACUUCAUAUUUAUUGAGCCACUCAAUGAUACAAUGGCCAUAACAGGUCACCCACACCGUGUAUAUAGGCAGAAAAGGUCCAUGGAGGAAAAAGUCACAGAGAAGUCAGCUCUUCACAGUCAUUACUGUGGUAUCAUUUCAGAUAAAGGAAGACCUAGGUCUAGAAAAAUAGCAGAAAGUGGAAGAGGGAAACGAUACUCAUACAAAUUACCUCAAGAAUACAACAUAGAGACUGUAGUGGUUGCAGACCCAGCAAUGGUUUCCUAUCAUGGAGCAGAUGCAGCCAGGAGAUUCAUUCUAACCAUCUUAAAUAUGGUUUUUAACCUUUUCCAACACAAGAGUCUGGGUGUGCAGGUCAAUCUUCGUGUGAUAAAGCUUAUUCUGCUCCAUGAAACUCCACCAGAUCUAUACAUUGGGCAUCAUGGAGAAAAAAUGCUAGAGAGUUUUUGUAAGUGGCAACAUGAAGAAUUUGGCAAAAAGAAUGAUAUACAUUUGGAGAUGUCAACAAGCUGGGGGGAAGACAUGACUUCAGUGGAUGCAGCUAUACUUAUAACAAGGAAAGAUUUCUGUGUGCACAAAGAUGAACCAUGUGAUACUGUUGGUAUAGCUUACUUGAGUGGAAUGUGUAGUGAAAAGAGAAAAUGUAUUAUUGCUGAAGACAAUGGCUUGAAUCUUGCUUUUACAAUUGCUCAUGAAAUGGGUCACAACAUGGGCAUUAACCAUGACAACGACCACCCAUCGUGUGCUGAUGGUCUUCAUAUCAUGUCUGGUGAAUGGAUUAAAGGACAGAAUCUUGGUGAUGUUUCAUGGUCUCGAUGUAGCAAGGAAGAUUUGGAAAGAUUUCUCAGGUCAAAGGCCAGUAACUGCUUGCUACAAACAAACCCGCAGAGUGUCAAUUCUGUGAUGGUUCCCUCCAAGCUGCCAGGGAUGACAUACACUGCUGAUGAACAAUGCCAGAUCCUUUUUGGGCCUUUGGCUUCUUUUUGUCAGGAGAUGCAGCAUGUUAUUUGCACAGGAUUAUGGUGCAAGGUAGAAGGUGAGAAAGAAUGCAAAACCAAACUAGACCCACCAAUGGAUGGAACUGACUGUGACCCUGGUAAGUGGUGUAAGGCUGGAGAAUGUACCAGCAGGACCUCAGCACCUGAACAUCUGGCCGGAGAGUGGAGCCUGUGGAGUCCUUGUAGCCGAACCUGCAGUGCUGGGAUCAGCAGUCGAGAGCGCAAAUGUCCUGGGCUAGGUUCUGAAGCAAGGGAUUGUAAUGGUCCCAGAAAACAAUACAGAAUAUGUGAGAAUCCACCUUGUCCUGCAGGUUUGCCUGGAUUCAGAGACUGGCAAUGUCAGGCGUAUAGUGUUAGAACUUCCUCCCCAAAGCAUGUACUUCAGUGGCAAGCUGUCCUGGAUGAAGAAAAGCCAUGUGCCUUGUUUUGCUCUCCCGUUGGAAAAGAACAGCCUAUUCUUCUAUCAGAAAAAGUGAUGGAUGGAACUUCUUGUGGGUAUCAGGGAUUAGAUAUCUGUGCAAAUGGCAGGUGCCAGAAAGUUGGCUGUGAUGGUUUAUUAGGGUCUCUUGCAAGGGAAGAUCAUUGUGGUAUAUGCAAUGGCAAUGGAAAAUCAUGCAAGAUCAUUAAAGGGGAUUUUAAUCACACCAGAGGAGCAGGUUAUGUAGAAGUGCUGGUGAUACCUGCUGGAGCAAGAAGGAUCAAAGUUGUGGAGGAAAAGCCGGCACAUAGCUAUUUAGCUCUCCGAGAUGCUGGCAAACAGUCUAUCAAUAGUGACUGGAAGAUUGAACACUCUGGAGCCUUCAAUUUAGCUGGAACUACUGUUCAUUAUGUAAGACGAGGCCUCUGGGAGAAGAUCUCUGCCAAAGGUCCUACUACAGCACCUUUACAUCUCCUGGUGCUCCUGUUUCAGGAUCAGAAUUAUGGUCUUCACUAUGAAUACACUAUCCCAUCAGACCCUCUUCCAGAAAACCAGAGCUCUAAAGCACCCGAGCCCCUCUUCAUGUGGACACACACAAGCUGGGAAGAUUGCGAUGCCACUUGUGGAGGAGGAGAAAGGAAGACAACGGUGUCCUGCACAAAAAUCAUGAGCAAAAAUAUCAGCAUUGUGGACAACAAGAAAUGCAAAUACUUAACCAAGCCAGAGCCACAGAUUCGAAAGUGCAAUGAGCAACCAUGUCAAACAAGGUGGAUGAUGACAGAAUGGACCCCCUGUUCACGCACUUGUGGAAAAGGGAUGCAAAGCAGACAAGUGGCCUGUACCCAACAACUGAGCAAUGGAACUCUGAUUAGAGCCCGAGAGAGGGACUGCAUUGGGCCCAAGCCCGCCUCUGCCCAGCGCUGUGAGGGCCAGGACUGCAUGACCGUGUGGGAGGCGGGAGUGUGGUCUGAGUGUUCAGUCAAGUGUGGCAAAGGCGUACGUCAUCGGACCGUUAGAUGUACCAACCCAAGAAAGAAGUGUGUCCUCUCUACCAGACCCAGGGAGGCUGAAGACUGUGAGGAUUAUUCAAAAUGCUAUGUGUGGCGAAUGGGUGACUGGUCUAAGUGCUCAAUUACCUGUGGCAAAGGAAUGCAGUCCCGUGUUAUCCAAUGCAUGCAUAAGAUCACAGGAAGACAUGGAAAUGAAUGUUUUUCCUCAGAAAAACCUGCAGCAUACAGGCCAUGCCACCUUCAACCCUGCAAUGAGAAAAUUAAUGUAAAUACCAUAACAUCACCCAGACUGGCUGCUCUGACUUUCAAGUGCCUGGGAGAUCAGUGGCCAGUGUACUGCCGAGUGAUCCGUGAAAAGAACCUAUGUCAGGACAUGCGGUGGUAUCAGCGCUGCUGUGAAACAUGCAGGGACUUCUAUGCCCGAAAGCUGCAGCAGAAGAGUUGACCUCUAGCAGGCUGGCUGGAUCACAGCUCGUUGCAAUUACAUUAUUUAUAAACACACACACUAGCAUGUUUUUCAGACCAAAUAUUAUCAGAUUACAUAUAAUUUAAUCAAAUUAAUUUAUUUUUUUUGCCUGCCAAACAUCUAAUGUGGUGCUUGUUUUGGUUACACAAACAUUUUGAUUUCUACUAUAUGGCUUCAUAAAUAAUUUUAUAUGAAUGAAUUAGUUGGAUCCAGUAAUAUAAUGAAAAGAAAAAGGAAAAAAAUAGAUCAUUAUACUUAAAACAAUGUUUUGUUGUUUUGUUAGGGCUAUCCCUAAGGUGCUACUCUCUCCCCACCAAUAACAUUGAAUUAUCCAGAAUGUAUACUGACUUAGCAUAAUAGUUCAGGUAUAUAUGAAGAGAAACUAUUUUUGUUUUUUGGUGUCCUGCUGCAGAAUUAGCCCAUUUUCUGUUAUCUGCAGGAGAUGUGUAAACAUAAUGAACCUCAUGGUGUUGAACAGGUUUUUAGAGAAUGUAUUAUGAAUUUGGUUGAGAUUUAUAGACAUCCAUAGGAAAAAUUCUGCUGUAAUUAUAACCUUAUUUUGAUAUGGAAAGGAAAAGUCAAAAUAGAGACUUUGAUCAUGUUCAUGAACAUGUACUUGAACACAAGUAUUGUAACAAUGAAACACUGUAAUGAUUUACACUGAAUCACAAUUGCACUGUUGAUAUAGUGGAGAGAAAUCGUUAGAAAUGGUAACAUCUUACAAAAAUGUGUAUUAUUUUAACAUGUUAUCACUAGAUUUUAGCUUUUUUAAAAAUAUUUUUAACAAAGAAAACAUUGAUCCACCCAUUUCCCUGUAUCUUUUUAGCAGAUUUAUUAGAGUAUAGUACUUAGCCUCACGAAUCAUAAUUAGAAAAUUUACUAAUAUUUCUCAGCCUUCUCCCUAGGAACAAGGAAAAACAGAAAGCAUAUAAUACUGUGGUAGUUUCAUUGUGUUUUUCUUCCUUUUAAAAAUUAAAAAGUUUUACAGUUAUGUGAAACGUUCAAAAGCCAGCUUAAAAUUUUUCUUGUGAGAAAAUAUUGUACAUGAUUCACAUGAUUUCUUAGAUUUUUCAAUAAAAUAUGUAAAACUUGC
Macaca mulatta (Rhesus monkey) is the source of this 4876-nucleotide messenger RNA. It is a transcript of the gene ADAMTS19, whose product is annotated as ADAM metallopeptidase with thrombospondin type 1 motif 19. Gene Ontology annotation, cellular component: extracellular matrix. Gene Ontology annotation, molecular function: metalloendopeptidase activity. The record is from RefSeq and is a predicted model, not a curated record. Gene Ontology annotation, biological process: extracellular matrix organization; proteolysis. Lineage: Eukaryota; Metazoa; Chordata; Mammalia; Primates; Cercopithecidae.